AGCAUCGACAAAAUCCGACGUGGAGAACAGAGAUUGGUUGGAACAAGCAAAGCCUCACGGUGAUUGGCCAAUUUUGCAACGAACACGUUGCUAUGUGUAUCGUCGACUCCAUAGUCAAGUCUUUGUGGAAUGAAUCACUUUCAGGCCUAUUUGUCACUGUAAAAUCAGUACUGGUAGCAAAAGAAGAAGAAGAAGAAGAAGCGAUUCAAUAUAACCUUUAAUUGAUUGAUUCAAUACGAACACACACAUUUUAAUUUCAAUCCCUAACCCUAAUUCCUAAUUUUGAUUGCAAGCACAUCGAGAUCCGUGAGAGAGAGCUUAGUUGAGCCCUGAGAUUGCGUUUCGUAGAGAUAGAGAGAUCCGAUUCUCUUGUCUUGUAAUCUUCAAUGGCGCAUCGAAGAGCCAAAUUGUUGUUCCUUCUCUGCGCUCUCUGUUAUUCUCUCCAUGCCAUUGCCGCAAAGAGCUAUUACGAUAUACUUCAAGUUUCGAAAGGUGCAUCGGACGACCAGAUAAAGAGAGCGUACAGGAAGCUCGCUUUGAAGUACCAUCCUGAUAAGAAUCAGGGAAAUGAAGAAGCUAAUAAGAAAUUUGCGGAGAUUAACAAUGCAUACGAAGUAUUGUCGGAUAGCGAGAAGAGAAGUAUUUAUGAUAGGUAUGGUGAAGAGGGUUUGAAGCAGCAUGCUGCUGGUGGUGGAAGAGGUGGUGGAAUGAACAUGCAGGAUAUUUUUAAUUCUUUCUUUGGUGGGGGAUCAAUGGAGGAAGAAGAAGAGAAAAUUGUAAAAGGUGAUGACGUGAUUGUUGAUUUGGAUGCAACCCUUGAAGAUUUGUACAUGGGAGGUUCCUUGAAGGUUUGGAGAGAGAAAAAUGUUGUUAAGUCAGCACCUGGGAAGAGACGCUGUAACUGUAGAAAUGAGGUUUAUCACAGGCAAAUUGGACCUGGGAUGUUUCAGCAGAUGACAGAGCAGGUCUGUGACCAGUGUCCUAAUGUCAAAUACGUAAGGGAGGGGUAUUUCAUCACUGUCGAUAUUGAGAAAGGCAUGCAAGAUGGACAGGAGGUACUAUUUUAUGAGGAUGGCGAGCCCAUAAUUGAUGGAGAAUCUGGAGAUUUAAGGUUCCGUAUCCGUACUGCACCUCAUGAAAUUUUCAGAAGGGAAGGCAGUGACUUGCACACCACUGUCACUAUAACGCUGGUUCAAGCCCUUGUUGGUUUUGAGAAGACCGUUAAACAUCUAGACGAACAUCUAGUGGACAUAAGCUCGAAGGGAAUCACAAAGCCAAAGCAAGAAAGGAAGUUCAAAGGGGAGGGUAUGCCACUGCAUAUGAGCACGAAGAAAGGUGAUCUUUACGUCACUUUUGAGGUUCUAUUCCCGACGUCACUGACGGAUGAACAGAAAAUAAAGAUAAAAGAUAUUCUUGGUUAGAAUAAAUUCUAGAUACAUGCUAUUUCGCCCAUUAUGUCCUCAGUGUAACUUGAUUAGGUGGUUGGUUAUAGGUCAGCAAAUGCAUGUCUCAGGCUUCUUACCCGUGCCAUUUUUUGUUAGUUAACAAAUAGAUACAUUAUUUUUGUUGUUGAUAGUGAUGUGUCUAUUGUGAUCCUUUGAUCCUUGUCGUUCCAUGACAGUGCCUUAUUGUGGUGCUAUUUUGGUACAAGGAUAUUAUCACAACACUAGCUGAAAGAAAAACAUACUUGUAUUAGCUUUAUUUGUAUCUGCAAUUGUUCAUCUUGUGAGCAAGUUAGAUUACAUUUCUGCUUAUGGCAUGGUUUUAUCCUCCACUUGCGAUCUACGCCAGAGUGAAAUGUCUAUAAUUUGCAAAAUGCAAGUUAGGGUUGGUCUGUUGACAAAAUAGAAAUCAAGUUAAUGAUCUUUUACUUU
This is a messenger RNA of Cicer arietinum (chickpea), 1874 nucleotides long. Its product is annotated as dnaJ protein ERDJ3B. Gene Ontology annotation, biological process: protein folding. NCBI's taxonomy places the organism in Eukaryota, Viridiplantae, Streptophyta, Magnoliopsida, Fabales, Fabaceae. The record is from RefSeq and is a predicted model, not a curated record.